This is a messenger RNA of Micropterus salmoides (largemouth bass), 912 nucleotides long. RefSeq names its product frataxin, mitochondrial-like. Gene Ontology annotation, cellular component: mitochondrion. Gene Ontology annotation, molecular function: ferrous iron binding; iron chaperone activity; 2 iron, 2 sulfur cluster binding. The coding region runs from base 16 to 708 and encodes 230 amino acids. The transcript is spliced from 6 exons. NCBI's taxonomy places the organism in Eukaryota, Metazoa, Chordata, Actinopteri, Centrarchiformes, Centrarchidae. Gene Ontology annotation, biological process: intracellular iron ion homeostasis; iron incorporation into metallo-sulfur cluster. The record is from RefSeq and is a predicted model, not a curated record.
GGUUUGCGACAAUGAAUGCUACACACACAGAAGGAGGAGAAGAAGAAGACAGACGUAGCGGAAGAAGACGCAGGGCCGCUCCGCGCCAGUACAGUCUAUGGUCACACCAUGCUCCUCUUCUCUAGAACAGCGGCUUUCUGUCCGCACAUGUGUCACCUUGCGAACACACAGCUCAACAUGGCGACGGCGCGGACAGUGCGGACUCUCUCCAACCAGCUCAGAAGCUUGUCCCACCUGACGGGGGUCCGUCCCUUCUCUCGGCCUCCAAACAAAUGGUUUGAGAGCAGAGCCGAUGGAGAUAGGUGGAGGAAGAACAUCCAUCUGACAUCAGCCAGCCCUGUGCAGAUAAGGGAGCUGUCGGAAGCAGAGUAUGAGAAGCUGGCAGACGAGACUUUGGAUGCUCUGGCGGAAUAUUUUGAAGACCUGACAGAUGAAGCUUUCACUGGAGCCGACUACGAUGUUGUCUUCUCUAGCGGUGUGUUGACAGUGAAGGUGGGCAGGGACCACGGCACCUACGUCAUCAACAAACAGACUCCAAACAAGCAGAUCUGGCUUUCUUCGCCCACAAGUGGACCGAAGCGCUACGACUGGACAGGUAAACACUGGGUGUACACUCAUGAUGGUAUGAGCCUCCACCAUCUGCUUUCUAAAGAGUUUUCCAUCAUCUUCAAUAAAACCAUGGACCUCUCUGACCUGCCCUAUUCCUGAGUGCUAAUGUCCUGCCACUGUAACUACUGCUGGAUCCUGUAGGAGCCAAAGACACGACCCCACAGUAACUCAUCAGCCCUUAAGAGAGCCGUUGUAUAUAAAGACAAUAAUCUGUGUGUGAGCUGUUGUUACUUAUAUGUUCCCUAAUAAUGCUGUAUAACCUGUACUGUAUAGCAACGCUUACUCAUUAAAUAUUUGAAAACA